AUGCGCUGUAGUUCUCCCCUCUCCUUGCCGUGCUCCUCCUCUCUUCUUCUUCUUCUUCUUCUUCUUCUUCUUCUUCUUCUUCUUCUAUCUCUAGAAAUGCUGCCCAACCAGGCUGUUUCAGUCGCCCGUCUUACGAAGUGUUGUUUCCCGCUAAGAGAUGGGACAAGAGGAAGAGGGCCCAUAAGGGGUAAUGAAGGAAGAGGUCGGAUUUGGAAAAUAGAGAACUUGGAAGUCCAAGGAACAAGAUAUAAAUUCCAUAAAUUCAAAAAUAUAGUCUAUGAUCUAAAGCAUAAAGAGAGGCCGUCAAUCCAUUAUAGACUACUUACAAAAGGUUGUGUUUCUGCUGCUUCUGAGCAUGCAUAUGUACCUGAACCUACGGCUAAUCAGUCAGAAGGUCUAUGGGCUGCUGUUUCUAAGAAGUUAGAUGCUUUCUAUCAGUUUUCUCGUCCCCACACAGUAAUAGGCACCAUCAUAGGUAUAGUAUCAGUCUCUCUUCUUCCAGUACAGAGUAUUGCUGAUCUUUCUCCAACAUACCUGAUGGGGCUAUUGAAGGCAUUGGUUCCAGCUGUAUGCAUGAACAUCUAUGUUGUGGGCCUGAACCAGCUAUUUGACAUAGAAAUAGAUAAGGUUAACAAACCUUGGCUGCCACUUGCUUCAGGCGAGUUCUCUUUGGGAACAGGAAUUGCGCUGGUAUUUGCCGCUGCUAUCGUGAGCUUUACAAUGGGGUUGAGGUCCAAGUCCCCUCCCCUAUUAGGUGCCUUGCUCAUCAGCUGUUUUCUUGGAAGUGCAUAUUCUAUCAAUAUUCCCUGGCUUAGAUGGAAACAGCACGCCUUUCUUGCUGCAUCUUGCAUCCUGUGUGUGAGGGCCAUCGUAGUCCAGUUGGCUUUUUUCAUUCACAUGCAGAGAUAUGUAUUAGGAAGACCAAUAGUGUUGACAAAAUCAGUGAUAUUUGCAACAGCUUUCAUGUGUUUCUUCUCAGCUGUUAUUGCUCUGUUCAAGGAUAUACCUGAUGUUGAUGGAGACAGAUAUUUUGGCAUCCAGUCCUUCAGCGUUCGCCUGGGCCCAGAAAAAGUGUUUUGGUUUUGCAUCAAGUUGUUGUUAACUGCAUAUGCUACAGCCAUGUUGGUGGGAGCUUCUGCUUCAACCAUAUAUGAGAAGAUUGUAAUUGUGCUCGGCCAUGGCUUACUUGCUUCCAUUCUUUGGUUUCGGGCACAAUCUAUUGAUCUUCAGGACAAGGCAUCCAUAACAUCAUUCUACAUGUUCAUUUGGAAGCUAUUUUAUGCCGAGUAUUUCCUUAUCCCUUUCAUGCACUCAGUAUAAAGGAGAAGCCCAGCGUAUGUUUGGUGAUGGAGACCACGGAGGAUUAUCAAUCAUGUCAAAGAAUUAGUUUCUUGCCCAGGAAUUAGGAAAGUCUUCUAUGUUUGCUUAUUAUAUUGCAGCAAUUCAAGCUGUUAAGACUACUAGCAUGCUUCCUAACAAGCAGAAAACCUUCAGAACGAUGAGUUUUGCAAAAUUUUAAUUACUUAAUUCUUAUCAUCAUCGUUGACUUUUGUAAAUUCUCCAAGACAAGUUGUAACUGAGCUUUGUUCUUUACUG
This is a messenger RNA of Phoenix dactylifera (date palm), 1596 nucleotides long. RefSeq names its product homogentisate geranylgeranyltransferase, chloroplastic-like. Gene Ontology annotation, molecular function: prenyltransferase activity. The record is from RefSeq and is a predicted model, not a curated record. Gene Ontology annotation, cellular component: membrane. NCBI's taxonomy places the organism in Eukaryota, Viridiplantae, Streptophyta, Magnoliopsida, Arecales, Arecaceae.